Molecule: messenger RNA, 1818 nt
Organism: Aethina tumida (small hive beetle)
Lineage: Eukaryota; Metazoa; Arthropoda; Insecta; Coleoptera; Nitidulidae
Exons: 4
Coding region: 75-1160 (361 amino acids)
Source: RefSeq, a predicted model, not a curated record
GUUGAAAUUAUUAAAAUUAUAAAACUAAGUAUAAAAUAGUAAUUUAAUUCUUUAAAAAUAGUCUUAAUAAAAAAAUGGGAAGGUGUUGUGCUGUUCAUGGUUGCCUCAGUGGCCGAAAGGCAAGUGGAAAUGCAGGGAAAGUGGGUUUAUUCAAAGUGCCAAAAGAUGAUGAAAUGCGUAAGAAAUGGAGCUUUGCUGUUAAUCAAGAUUUAAAAACUACUAGUUACGUAUGCGAAUUACAUUUUAAUCCUGAAGAUGUGAUUAAAAGUAAUCAGGAGAUUUUAGCGGAUGGUAGUAUAUAUGUGUAUGAGUACGAGAAAGUUCAUUUACGAAAAAAAGCUGAACCAAAGUGUAAUAGAGCUAAUAACGAUAAAGAAAAUAAUGAUAGCUUGCUAUCAGAUGAUGUUUCUCUAAAUACUUCUGAUAUAAUUAUCAAGGAUGAAGUUAGUGACAUUAGCUUACAUGCUAUUGAGACAAGUAUUGUUAAUGAACUCCUAAACAAAGUAAUUGGGCCUGAGACAAUUAAUGUGUCUGAGACAACGAAUGAGCCUGAGACAUCAAAUGAGCCUGAGACAUCGAAUGAGCCUGAGACAAUCAAUGAGCCUGAGAAGUUUUCUUUUCAUUUCAUAAAGAAAACUCUGGAAGCUCAACCACUACGCAAAAAUUGGAGUUGGACAAUAAUUAAAAAUGCGAUUAUUUCUUUAUCAUAUAAAAAUUCGAAAUUGGAACUAGUUUGUCAUGCAAAAAUUGAUAUAAAUUUAAAAGUUACAAUUACCAAUGCAAAAACAAAUAUUCUGAUUGAUAUGGGUGUGAAUAUCUCUUCAAUGGAUUGCGUUUCACAAUUAAUGAGCGGUUUGGAAAGAACCUUUUUUUGUAGUGGAACUGGCUAUGAUGAGGAAAAAUGCUCACAAGUUUGUGCUGGUAUAUUAUCGCCCAAUGAAAUGUAUAAGAAAAAAGUACAGGACCACAGGUGCAUUGCCUGUCGAAAAUUAAGACGUUUGAUUCAAAAACACAAGAAGGAUACAAAUUAUGAAGCUCGAUGGAUGAAUGUGAAACAUAAUCAAGUUGUUCAGCAGGUAAUGUUUUGGCUUGAUUUAAUUCUUGGUGCAACCAAAUAUCUUGCUAAUUAUAACUUUAAACUCAGUGGAUCCAAGAUAUGAACACGAUUAUGAUAUUGCUGAAACGAGCGACUUUGUAAUUUCGUGGAUUGCGGGAUAUGUGGCCCGUAAAGUGAGUCGAUUCGCCAAUUGUUUUGAGUGCUCGGAAUCUUUACAGUCAAAUGGAUUUAAGGCUCGUGACAAAUUUAUACGAUACAUGGAUAAAGGCGCUUUAAUUUAUCCAAGCGAUCAAUUAUUUAAUUUAAUCACGAGUUUAGAAGAAAUUGUACUAAUGGUAGUUGGCACAAAGACAGUGAUACAAUGUUUGAGAUAUUAGAUGACGUAUCUAAAAGAAAUAUCUCAAUUUUUGUUGGCUGUGAUGAGCAUAAAAAAGAAUUAACGAAAAAAAUAAUUAACAAUUUCUUAAUAAUGCAGGGCCACUUUCUUGUAAAAUGUUUUAAUAAAAGUGCGACGGCGAGAAAAGUUAAAUCAAAAAAAGCUAGAAAGAAUUCCAAAUUACUAUAACUUACGUUUAUCAUUAAAAGAAAAAAAUUAAUCACCUUAACUUAAAUGAUAAUUUAAACUUUUUUACAGCGAAGAGAAAUUUCCACAAGUGUACUUGUCAAAUCUAAAUUGUUUAGUAUUUAAAUGUUAAAUCUUUUAUUUAUAACUAAUACGAUUAAUAAAUACUGAAAUUAAUAGGCAUUUAACAAUUUUAGAU